UGUAUCUGCGCAUCUCGACACGGUCCUGAUCGAUAUACUGCAGCGGUCGACACAGCCAGUAAGAUGGCUCCCGUAGCUGUGCCCGGCGCACCGCCCCUCACCAAGCUCGUCGACCCAAAUGGCUACUUCGAGGGCCAGAUCAGCAUCGACGGCAAGCCUGUUGAGAUCUACAAGGUCGAGCACAGCGAGCGCAAGACGACCUGCUUCAUCGAGGCCGUCGAGGGCAAGGAGUACACGGUCAAGUUUCGUCGAUUCGUCUUGCCAAGCGCUGUCAGAGCCUCGGUCUACGUCGACGGCCUGUUUGCACGGUGCCACACGCUGCAGCUCGGCGACAAAUCUACCUGGAUCUGCGACGGCGUCCGCGUUUCGCCCGAGCAUGUCCGCCCGUUCAUGUUCCCCCAGAUCGCGCUCACGGACGACCCAGAUGCGGCGACAGCGACCGAGAACGUGAUCAAGGCGCUCGGGGCGGUCAGCAUCGACUUUCACCGCAUCACCAUGAACGGCAAGAUGUGCCCCAGACGGGGCAGUGGCGGAGAGCGCAAGCAACCUGUCGUCGACGAGCGCAGCAAGAAAGCCUCGAUGUCGCACUCGACCGCACCCCAGCUCAAGCCGAGGGCCCGGCUCUACGAGGAGUACAAGUGGAUCGACCGCCCCGCCUCGCCCUACUACACGCUCGAAUUCAAGUACCGCUCGAGGGACCUCCUCGAGAUCGACAAGAUAGUCGAGCCCGAGCCCGCCUCGCCAUCGCUCGCUCGCCGUUCCCCUCCUCUCCAGCCCGCCGUCGCCUCGACCUCGAACGCCAACGCCGCCGCCGCGGCCAGCACGUCGUCGUCGUCGGCGAGCGGCAAGAAGCGCCGCCAGUCGACGUCCGAGUCGAGCUCGACCUCGCGCGACCAGGAGCUGCAGGAGAUGCGCGCCAAGAUCGCCCGCCUCGAGGAGGAGAACUCGCAGUACCGUACCGGCGCGGGCGCGAGCACAAGCGGCGCCGUCAAGCGCGAGAACGGCGGCGACGAGGACGUCAAGCCGGCGUUCGUCAAGGGCGAGCCGAUCGGCAAGACCAAGAUGGAGAACGGCAGGAUGGUCAUCGACCUCCUCGACGACGACGACGACGACUGA
Molecule: messenger RNA, 1116 nt
Organism: Rhodotorula graminis WP1
Lineage: Eukaryota; Fungi; Basidiomycota; Microbotryomycetes; Sporidiobolales; Sporidiobolaceae
Exons: 7
Coding region: 64-1116 (350 amino acids)
Source: RefSeq, a predicted model, not a curated record